AUGUAUCACUCCGGAGGAGACAAAUCCGAGAGAGGAGUGGCAGUCAUGGUAAGAAACAAGCCGGUGAGGAGUGUGCUGAAUGUGAACAGCGUGAGUGAUCGUUUGAUGAGUGUGAAAAUGAAAGCGGAGCCAGUGGACGUGAUGGUGAUGCAGGUGUACAUGCCGACAUCUAACCACGACGAGGCGGAGGUAGAACAAAUCUACGAGCGGAUAGACGAGAUGCUAUCUCAGGAAGGCAAAGGAAAGGUCAACGUGGUGAUCAUGGAAGAUUUUAAUGGGGUAGUCGGAAAUAGAUCAGAGGAAAAGAUAGUCGGAAAAUACGGACUGGGCAGAAGGAACGACAGAGGAAAUAUGCUGAUCAACUUUUGCCGCAGAAACAAUCUGAUGAUCGCAAGCACGUGGUUCAAAAAGCGAAAGACAAAGCUGUAUACUUGGAAAAGCCCGGGACACAGCGAACGAUAUCAAAUCGAUUACAUCAUCGUCAAGAACAGAUUCAGAAAUAGCGUGAAAGACGUUAAUACUUUUCCAGGGGCCGAUAUAGAUUCCGGUCAUAAUUUGCUGACGACCGAUAUAGAGACAAAACUAAAGAACAUCCGCAAAACGGGUAAAAAGAGACAGAGAUGGAAUCUGAAAAACCUGAGGAAUAAUAAAAUCGUAGUGAGGAGAGAAAUGGAGACGAAGCUCAGCGGAACAAAUGAUAGAGAAGAGGCAGUAGAAAAAGAUUGGAAGGAGGUAAAAAGUGUACUUCUGGAAACGCUAGAAGACAACGUCGAAAAGCUAGAAAAAGUAGCUAGAAAACCAUGGAUAACCCAGGAGAUGAUCAAGAAAAUGGAUGAGCGUAGAAAAUACAAGAAUACAGAUCCAAGGAUGUAUAGAAAAAUGAAUAAUGAAUUAAGGCGAGAAACGGAGAAGGCGAAAGUGAAAUACAUGUAA
Ctenocephalides felis (cat flea) is the source of this 933-nucleotide messenger RNA. Its product is annotated as craniofacial development protein 2-like. NCBI's taxonomy places the organism in Eukaryota, Metazoa, Arthropoda, Insecta, Siphonaptera, Pulicidae. The record is from RefSeq and is a predicted model, not a curated record. The coding region runs from base 1 to 933 and encodes 310 amino acids. Gene Ontology annotation, cellular component: nucleus. Gene Ontology annotation, biological process: chromatin remodeling. The transcript has a single exon.